This is a messenger RNA of Protopolystoma xenopodis, 384 nucleotides long. NCBI's taxonomy places the organism in Eukaryota, Metazoa, Platyhelminthes, Monogenea, Polystomatidea, Polystomatidae. The record is from the annotation of a GenBank genome assembly.
AGCAGGCUUCGAGGGAAAUACUUGAUCCAGGGAGGUAGCAGACUUGCGAUCAAGAACUCAAAUAAAAAAUAUGACUUCUGGCUAUAUUGCAUCGUUAUGGGAUUUGCUCAACCUGAUCAGAGACCUGGUAAGCUAACUUCAUCUAAUUUCCCACUCGAAUGGUUUCAGGGUGUUUGCAUCAUUGCAACAAAGUCACCACCACUUCUUUCAAGUGAAACGCUUCGUUCAGAGCUGGAGCACAAUUCAGCUCUGAGCUCCAAAAACCUUUCCCAGAUGUGUCUGCUUUUGGACAAUAAUGCAGAAGUGAUGUCGCUGAUCAGCAGGAUGAGCAUCACGCAGGUCUCUUAUCUGAUGUCUAUUUAUCGCUUAGAGUCACUUUGGUAA